Messenger RNA from Paramecium pentaurelia, 250 nucleotides. The record is from the annotation of a GenBank genome assembly. NCBI's taxonomy places the organism in Eukaryota, Ciliophora, Oligohymenophorea, Peniculida, Parameciidae.
AUGAAUAUUAAAGUCUUUAUCAUUAUGUUGAUUUUUCUCAUUAGCGGAGGUAUAUGAUUAAUUGAUUUUAGUUCUUACAAGUAAAGUUAAAGAAUGCUAAGCAAAAUGUGAUUCUUAGAUUAAUAUUUGUAUAUAUACAUGUGCAUAAUCUCAAAUGAGAUAAUCUUUAGAGAGUUAAUAACAAUGCAAAAAAAUGUGUGAUCAAGUUAAUAAGGAAUGCAAGAAUUCAAAAUGUUACUUAGAUAGUUGA